Pyrus x bretschneideri (Chinese white pear) is the source of this 1026-nucleotide messenger RNA. Its product is annotated as PRA1 family protein D-like. The coding region runs from base 27 to 563 and encodes 178 amino acids. The record is from RefSeq and is a predicted model, not a curated record. NCBI's taxonomy places the organism in Eukaryota, Viridiplantae, Streptophyta, Magnoliopsida, Rosales, Rosaceae. Gene Ontology annotation, biological process: vesicle-mediated transport. Gene Ontology annotation, cellular component: Golgi apparatus; endoplasmic reticulum. The transcript is spliced from 2 exons.
AGUUCUUUCGAGAAACCCACCUCGCAAUGUCCGCUGGAUUGAUUUCCCAGUUCAAGGAAGCGACACAAACGGCAAGGGCCACGCUCCGGCCAUGGGGUGAGCUCCUGGAGCCCACCUCACUCAGCCUCCCCUCCAGUCUAUCUGACGCGACGACCCGACUCGCCCAGAACUUGACCCACUUCCGCUCCAACUACGCCCUGAUCGCCCUGAUCGUUCUCUUCCUCAGCCUCCUCUACCACCCGUUCUCCAUCAUCGUCUUCUUGAUUGUCUUCGCCGCGUGGCUCGUGCUCUACUUCUCGCGUGACCAGCCCCUCGAGGUGUUCGGGUUUGUGGUCCCGGACCGAGUCGUGAUGGUUGUUCUUGCGGUGGUGACGGUGGUGGCUCUGGUCCUGACUCACGUGUGGGUCAACGUCGUCGUUUCGGGGGUGAUUGGGGUCGUUUUGAUUGGGCUGCAUGCGGUGUUUAGGGGGACGGAGGAUCUUGUUAUGGACGAUCAGGAAUCGCCGUAUGGGGCUCUGCUCUCGGAUGAUGCUGACCCAAGUGGGAAUUACACCAUUAUGUGACUGUUUCUCUCCAAAUUUUAUAAGAUGGUAGCAUUUCUUCGUUCUUCGAUCAGGUACCUGUGUCUCAGACAAGCCUCCGAUGGGGGUCAACCUCUAACCAACAUAUCCAGUUGUGAUGUCGUUCUUCCUUCAGAAGUCUGAAAUUGUGUAUCCACCACCGUAGUUGAUGUUCGGCACUUCUUCCCGGUUCAAAUCACAUUUUUUGGGGUUGUAUAUACCAUUGUUUUCUCAUGGUAAAUCAUGGGUCGCAUUGUCGGACCGUGCCAUCGUGGAAUACAUUGGAACCUUGCAAAUUGUGAAAGUUUAACUGCAAAUUUUUGUAGUAAUCGUUUAUGUAUGCUGUGGUGAUGCCUUUUCGUUUUCAUACGUAUUGUAAGUGUAUUUUAUAGGAAACAACUUCUGACAAUCUGCUUUAUGUACUUGAGUCAAAAUUAGAAAUAAACCAAAAGGACUAUUUUUAUUA